CAUACCAAGUAACCAAACACACCCAAUUAUCUACCACAGACGGCGUCUCAAGCUUAAAAGGGAAAACGAUAAUUGUCGAGAAGCUCUUCUCUUCCAUAGUCAUCCUGUAUGAAGUAGCAGCAUAUGAAUAAGUCCAGACCUGUCAAAUUGCUGCUUUAGGCUAGGCCUGCCAGACGUGGAGGCCACCUGUAGCAAAGAGCUUGUGAAAACUAAUUCUAUAAAUCUGAAACAAGUUUGGUUCCAGCCUAGAAUAUACCGGCAAAAUCCGGCUUCUGCCGAGAAAUCCAUCAUUCACCCGGCAAAGUCCAUGCUUCUGCAGAAAAAUCCGGCAAAAAGCACUUCAAUUUGCACCCGCGAAGCACUUUCUGGACUCCCACUCAGCGACGUCUCAGUAUUAUGGAUGAACGAGAAAUUGUUUUAAGCUACAAGGACGUUGUAUUGAGGGGUGUGGAUUUACAUGCUCUUCAGGGGCCUUGUUAUCUAACUGAUCAAAUAAUAGCUUUCUAUUUCAGUUAUCUGUCUUCCUUGUAUGAUCCAAAAGAAGAAGACAUCCUACUUGUUCAUCCCUCUGUGUCCUUUUUCCUUGCCCAUUCCCUGGAUGAAAACCUUGGUGAUUUUAUGGAACCAUUAAAACUGUCCACCAAAAAACUGGUCCUUUUCCCUGUAAACGAUUGCACAGAUUUUGAUGGGGGUGAAUCCGGAGCACACUGGAGCCUGGUUGUUUAUGACAGAACUAAGAAUAGUUUCUCACAUCUUGACAGCAUUGCUGGAGCUAAUCAUCUGCAUGCCUUGCAUAUCUAUAAGUCACUCAAGGGGUUUAUGGGACCUUCUGUUGCCACUCAACCGCCACAAUCUAUGAAAAAUGAGGAGAAGAAGAAACCACCUGCCUCAUCAUCACCUGCUCCUAUUGCUGAUGCAAUACCUGAAUUUGUUGAAGUCCCCUCCCCUCAACAGAAAAAUGGAUAUGAUUGUGGAAUUUAUGUCAUUGCAAUUGCCCGGGCUAUCUGUCAAUGGUUUUCAUCUCCCAGGAAUAAUAACAGAGAUGUUGAUUGGGUUUCUUUUGUUCAAAAGCAUGUUGAUGCUUCUGUGGAGAUAACCAUGCGUGGUGAGAUAAUGAAGCUCAUUCAAGAGUUACGUGAUGCUUGAUCAUUCCUUUCUUACUGAGUCAUUUGUGGGUGUGAUUUUACUGCCAAUAUUGCUUGGCAACUCAGUUUGUUUACAGUCUGCUAAAUUAACACGUAAGCACCAUUAGCAGCUUCUUCAAUGUGAAUGUUAACAUUUCCUAUCUUUAAUCGCAUAGAUAAAGAUAGAGAUCCAAUCUCUAUUUUAGUUUAGAGUGAAUGGCAUCUUGUAGGUGGAUAUUUAUUCAAGUUGUUGGUCU
Molecule: messenger RNA, 1381 nt
Organism: Cuscuta epithymum
Lineage: Eukaryota; Viridiplantae; Streptophyta; Magnoliopsida; Solanales; Convolvulaceae
Source: the annotation of a GenBank genome assembly